This is a messenger RNA of Talpa occidentalis (Iberian mole), 3074 nucleotides long. It is a transcript of the gene NR2C2AP, whose product is annotated as nuclear receptor 2C2 associated protein. The record is from RefSeq and is a predicted model, not a curated record. The transcript has 6 exons. Bases 247 to 669 code for a protein of 140 amino acids. NCBI's taxonomy places the organism in Eukaryota, Metazoa, Chordata, Mammalia, Eulipotyphla, Talpidae.
CUGCUCGGACUCCUGCGUUUCCGGGUCUGGGCUUUGGUGCCGGGAGCUGUUUGCUGAGAAAGUGAGCCUCGGAGAGCGCGCGGGUGUCCCUAAAAUCCCGAGGUUAACGCCCUCUUGUUCCGAGUUACGGGUGAGGACGUGCGGACCCACGUGUGGACAAGGGUGAGCCGCUGUGGCCGCGGGGGCGCUGGGAUUUGAACCUGGGCUAAGCCCAGCUCUGCGCUCUGCGAGACCCUGUGAGCCGAUAUGACCCACUCUUUGGUUUGCUCAGAGACCAUAAGCAGGGUGAGUUCGGUCCUGAAUCGCAACACCCGGCAGUUUGGAAAGAAGCACUUAUUCGACCAAGAUGAGGAGACGUGCUGGAACUCAGAUCAGGGCCCCAUCCAGUGGGUGUUACUAGAGUUUCCCCAGCGCAUCCGUGUCUCCCAGCUGCAGAUCCAGUUCCAGGGGGGCUUCUCCAGUCGCCGGGGACGCCUGGAAGGUUCCCAGGGGAGUGAAGCCCUUGGCAAGAUUGUGGAGUUCUACCCAGAAGACAACAACUCGCUUCAGACCUUUCCUGUGCCGGCUGCGGAGGUGGACCAGCUGAAGGUGACAUUUGAGGAUGCCACGGACUUUUUUGGCCGGGUGGUUAUCUACCACCUGCGGGUGUUGGGGGAGAAGAAGGAAUGAGGUUACUGGACAGCCACCUCUUCCAGGAAGCACAGCAAAGUCCCUCAAGUUCUGCACAGAAGGUUUAUUGGUUCCUCUUGGGAAAGGCCCCUUCCCACCGUCUGUCCAAGAGCUGAGCUGCCUUUGAAGCCUGUGCUGGAUCCCCCCAACUCUGGGUUGACCUUUUGCUUUGCUCCCUGAGUGUCUGAGUCCCAGUGGGUAGCCUUCACUCAGGGUCGGCGGGCACCAGGUUGCUCUGGAAGAGUUUGAGGAUGUGGCUCUCGAUCACCUGUUGCACUGGACACAGGACAGGCGGGAAUGACUGAGUAGCAACUGAGGAGGGUGUGUGCGAGGGGUGCUGUAAUAUCUUGCCUUCCCUGAGAACUGCAUCCUCCCCUCAGGGAUAAAUAGGGGUCUGCAUCCUAUGACUUGGACAUGUGGAGAAAUCCAUGCUCCUCCCCAGGAGAUGGAAGAUGGAGGCUGCCACCCCAGGACCUCAGUGGAGGUUGGAGGCUGCCACCCCAGGACCUACGUUCAUAAAAGUGAAGUUUUGGAGGCUUUAUAAAAAUAUUCCUUGCCAAACAAAAUUGGUGAAUUAUGACAAGAAGGGUUGUGGCAAAUGACUUCUAUUCCAAAGGGGGUAAACUCAAAGAAGGAACUGGAGAUAUCCCAAUCCCCCAAUUUCCCUGUGACACUAGGAGGUCUGUCUUGUUAGAAUCUCCCCAUUUUAUGGAUAGGGGAGCUGAAGGGGGAAGUGGGGUGUCAAACUAGGGUCAGCCGCUGCCCUUGCUCACACCUCCCUCCAGGAGAAGGUUGGCUCCAUGACCCCUACAUUGUGGUGUUCCCACCCAGCUAGACCUCUGUAUGUGCUGGUCAUCUUUCUUGGACACUGUCCUCCCUCACCCCAGGGAGCCCUCCCUGACCCCCACCCAUCUCAGUGCCUAUGUGUCCCUAAAACUGACACAUGACGGCCUUCCACCCCCAGUACACAAGGAACCCCAAAACCAGAGCUAGGACAUCCCCAAGCCAGGUGCACAGUGGCACUUGAUGUUUGCUAACACAAAUGCUCACUGCCAGGAUCUGAUAUCUAAGGGGGUGUCCUGUGUUCCCUGUGGUUGCCCUGUCACUGCCCCUUGUGUCUCAAGCCAACCUUUCCGAUAUCCCAGAGCCACAGCCAGGUCCAUAGGGGUGUAGCCAGAAUCGGCCUCGGUAGUGAGAUCAGCUCCUCGGGCUGCAAAACAGAGCAGGCACUCAAUGCGGCUGGGCCCGGGAGCCAGAGGCCAGAGUCGGAUGUGAGGACUUGGGAGGAUUAGUAACCACCCCGCAACACAGCCAUUGGUCUGCUGGUUGCCAAUAUGCCUGUGGAUGAGAGAUGAACUUGCAGAUGAUGUGUCAAUAGAAUCCCCAUCCCCAGGGCUCCUGAGGCACAGAGUGUGUGGAUGCUUGGCCAGGUGGCCAGAUGCCCAUUAUGUUCUUCCCAAGUCAAUCCUCUGAUAAAAGCAGGUGGUGUUCACCCUUCCAAGAACUGUCAAGAGCUCAGACCCCUCUCCCGGACCCUCAGGAAUCCCAAAGGGUCAGUCUACUUCCACUCACCCAGUAAGGCCUCCACACACUUCACAUGGUUGCCACGCACGGCGUACAGCAACGGCGUCCCUCCAUUCUGAGGAUAGGGGUGGGGGAACCAAUACUCUAUUACAAUAUUUUCCUGACUUGUACAAUAGCCGUACCGUCCAGUUGAAUGUAGUUCCUCCUACUCAUCAUCUGACCUGUCUAGCUCCUUUAUGUCUCAGCUUAAAUGCAUGCCCCUUCUUCCAGAAAGACACCUUCUCUGGCUAUGUGAGCCACCUCUGGGCUCCUGCAGUUGCCUAUGUGCCUGCCAUUACAGCGUUGCUCACCAGAGUUCAGUUUUCUAUUUGUGUCUGCCCCAUGCCCCAAACAAUUGGGAGGCUUAAGGGUGGGUCUAUUUUAUAUCCUCAGCACUGAGCUGGUGGCGGCACCUCACCCAGUCGUAGAUGUUGAUGUCUACAUCACGUUCCAGCAGCAACCCCACAAUGUCCGUGUAGCCGCCCAUGCUGGCCAGUGACAGGGCGCUCUCCCGCUCCUUGGCCAGGAUGUGGGGGUCGGCACCCUAGGGGGCGACACAGGAGCAGUGACUGAAGGGAGGCAGAGGGAGCACUAAUAGGUGGAAUGGGGCUGUCCCUGGAAUCUCAGAGUCCCUGUGGCAGCCCCACCUUACACAUGAGACACCAGCAGACUCGGAGGAGCCCAACCCACCCUCCAUUCCCAGAGACACCCCAGCCAGACCGGACGCACCCACUCAAGCAGGAAACGGACGGUCUCGAUCUCUCCAAAGGCAGAGGCCCAGAUGAGGGGGGUGAAGCCUCGCUCGUCUGGCUUGUUGAUGAGGUUGUCGCCUGGCAGGAGUG